AUGAAUGUGGAAACAGAGCCCUUUACCAAAAAGAAGAAGCACAUUAUUUGUAUGGCAUCAGACUUCUUUUAUCCAAAUACGGGUGGAGUGGAGGAGCACAUUUACAAUUUAUCACAAUGUUUGAUAAAACAUGGCCACAAAGUUAUUGUUAUCACACAUUGUUACGAAGAAAGAGUAGGCAUCCGCUACUUAACACAGGGUUUAAAGGUGUAUUAUUUGCCUAUACGAGUAUUUUACAGUCAAUGUGCACUGCCAACAAUGAUCUGCAACAUUGCGAUAGUGCGUUACAUUCUAAUAAGAGAGCGUAUAGAGAUCGUACAUGGCCAUUCUGCUUUUAGUGUCCUCGCUCAUGAAGUAUCAAUUAUAGGUAAAUUAAUGGGCUUGAAAACUGUUUUCACAGACCACAGUCUAUUUGGCUUCGCUGAUAUGUCUGCAGUUCUAACAAAUAAGUAUUUACAAAUGUGUUUAUGUGAGUGUGAUCACUGUAUAUGUGUAUCUCAUACAGGUAAGGAAAACACUGUUUUAAGGGCCAAAGUAAAGGCACAUAAAGUGUCUGUUAUACCAAAUGCUGUUGAUGCAUAUGCAUUUACACCUGACCCCAGUCAAAGGGACCCUGACACAAUUACAAUAAUUAUUAUAUCACGGCUAGUUUACAGAAAAGGGGUAGAUUUAAUGGCAGCAGUAAUUGCUGACAUGUGUCCUCGUUACUCUAACAUAAGAUUUAUUGUUGGCGGCGAUGGUCCUAAAAUGUGGUUAUUACAAGAGGUGAGAGAAAGAAAAGGUUUUCAGCACUGCGUUACUCUACUAGGCAGCCUUAAACACUCGGAAGUAAGAGAUGUUUUAGUAAAGGGAGAUAUAUUUCUUAACACCUCCCUGACAGAAGCCUAUUGUAUGGCAAUUGUUGAAGCUGCGUCAUGUGGCUUAAAAGUAGUUUCAACUAAAGUGGGUGGAAUUCCCGAAGUGUUACCGGAAGACAUGAUUUACUUAGCCGAGCCAAAUGUUUCCAGCAUUGUUGAUAGUGUGGAACAAGCUAUAAAAGAUCUUAAAGAUGGGAACUUUUUGUGUCCAUAUAAGUGUAACAAAAAUGUAAGAAAAAUGUACAAUUGGAUGGAUGUGACAAGGAGGACUGAGAUAGUGUAUGACAAAAUAAUGCUAAACAAAAUAAAACCUCUUGGGUUGCAGUUAAAGAGUUACCUCUCCUGUGGAGUAUGGCCAUUCCUUUUAGUUAUUAGUUUAAUGUAUUUAUUAUUGCAAUUAGUCGAGCGCAUGUAUAAAAGAAAAAAUAUUGAUAUUGCUCGUGAUUUGAAAUUAUGA
Leptosia nina is the source of this 1314-nucleotide messenger RNA. NCBI's taxonomy places the organism in Eukaryota, Metazoa, Arthropoda, Insecta, Lepidoptera, Pieridae. The record is from the annotation of a GenBank genome assembly.